UUUUUUCUAUUUUUUUUCCUGGCCUACGGACUCGAGCAGCACUGCUCAAACGAUGGAGCGAGUCCGUAGAGCAGUCAGCAGCGCCUUUUCAUUGGCGGCUUCUCGGAAAGCUUUUCAUCGUUUGACUGGUCGCCUCAGACGUGGAAGGAAUCGAGUGCACGUUUUGGUCCCUCAAGGAGAGGUCCUCGCCAGUCAGGACUCCUCGGUCCAGGCAGGAAAGGCGGAGCGGCAGGAGAGCACGGAUAGAGUGCGCGGCGCUCAGGAGUUCAGAUGGAAGCAGUUGUCUGCAUUUGAGGGAAAGCACCAUUCCUCACUAGAGAGGGCGUUUGAAGUGGCGGCACAGACAGCGGAGGAAUCACAGCCUCAGAGGGAUCUGCUGAAGGAAGCAGUUCCUCUGGCAGCGCCAAAGGUUUGCCGCCCGCAGCGGCCAGCCCACAGGGGUCUGGAGAAGCUGCUCCAGGAGUUCUCUCGCCAAGGGCACGCACUGUCCCAGGUGUGCAGAGAGAAGGCGGUGCUGGCGCAAGAGAACGCUGCCCUGGAAGCCCGACUGGCAGCCACGGAGCGGGACCUACGAGGCGUUUCAGAGCAGCUGGCAGAGGCCAGGUCAGAGAAGGAGAGCCUGCAAAGCAGCCUGCUGGAGGCUCAGCAGCACGUAUCAGAGCUGGAGAUAGCCAGGAGCCGUGUGGAAGCCCAAGUGCGCACAGCCACGCAGGCCAAGGAGGCGAUACUGGAGGAUGUGAAGGGCCUUCGUCGUGAGCUGCUGGCUGCGAGACAACAGCUGGAACAACAGAGGUUGGAGGCGCAGAAGAAGAUGGAGCAGCUGGCAAACGCCCUGACAGAGAUGGACGCAGGAUCUGCCAUCAAAGCUGCCGCUGCAGCAGCAUCCUCCGAAGAAGCCUCCUCUCCGCAGCCCGAAAACCCGAGCCAUGAGCUGUAG
Molecule: messenger RNA, 937 nt
Organism: Vidua macroura (Pin-tailed whydah)
Lineage: Eukaryota; Metazoa; Chordata; Aves; Passeriformes; Viduidae
Product: rootletin-like
Exons: 10
Coding region: 53-937 (294 amino acids)
Source: RefSeq, a predicted model, not a curated record